CUGUGCCUCAGCACAGCAACCCGGCCAGCAACACGGAACGGCCGCAUCUGCUGUGGGCAGAGUGGGGCCGAGCCAGGCUGAGCAUCCCGGGGACCAGCCGCCCCAGAUCACCCUCUGGAUGGAAGAAGAGGCAGAGACAGUGGCACCUGGUCCCACAGCGAGAGAGGAGAUGGGCGUCCCUGGGUGCAUCCGAACAGGAGACGGGAUGCGGAGGGAGGAUGAAGGAUGCUGCAUGGAGCAGGGAUGUCCUGAUGGAGCUGAAGUGGGUGAAAUGGUGGUAAAAUCCGAAGGGAAUAACCAUGGGAGAGCUUGUGAGAGCAACCGGGGGAUGGAGGGAUGCCCGGGGAUGGAGCAGAAGGAUGAAUUCACCUGGGGCGAGGGGGAUCGGCAUCUCUUUGCAGAAGAAAGUCUUUACGAAUGUUCCCACUGCAAGAAAUGCUUCCAGGACAGGUCAGACCUCAUUUGCCAUCAGAGGUUGCACAGAGGAGGAAAGACUUUUAAAUGCCAAGAGUGCGGAAAAGAGUUUGGGAAGAGCUCGGACCUCAGUUCCCAUCAGAAAAGCCACAUGGCGGAAAAACCCUACCAGUGCUCGACAUGCGAGAAGUUCUUCAAAGACAGAUCCACCCUCAUCAGGCACGAGAGAGUGCACACGGGAGAGAAGCCCUACAAGUGUCUGGAGUGCGGGAAGAGGUUCACCCGCAGCUCGGACAUCAUUGUCCAUCAGCGGAUUCACACGGGGGAGAAACCCUUCGAAUGCUCCGAGUGCGGGAAGAGGUUCAGCCAACGGUCCAAUCUCUUCACCCAUCAGAUCGUACACACAGGGGAGAAGCCCUUCACCUGCCACGAGUGUGGGAAAACCUUUGCCCGGAGGUCGGAGCUCACCAUCCAUCAGCGAACGCACACCGAGGAGAAGCCCUACCAGUGCUCCCAGUGUGAAAAAUCCUUCCGGGGGAGGUACGGACUCUUCAGGCAUGAGCGGUUGCACACGGGGGAGAAACCCUAUGAGUGCUCCGAGUGUGGGAAGAGCUUCGGCCAGAGCGGGGACCUUAUCACCCACCAACGCUUUCACACAGGGGAGAAGCCCUACCACUGCUCCAAGUGUGGGAAGUUCUUCUGCAAUAAAUCCAGCCUGGUUAAACACCAGAAAUGGCAUUCUGGGGAGAAGCCCUACAAGUGCCACGAGUGCGGGAAGAGCUUCGGGCAGAGCUCGGACCUCAUCGCUCACCAGCGAACCCAUACCGGGGAGAAGCCCUACCCCUGCGCCGAGUGUGGGAAGAGGUUCACCAGAAAAUCCAGCCUCAUCGUCCAUCAGCGGGGACACAGAGGACGGAGAACUGGAGAACGCUCAAAAUGUGGGAAGAGCUCAGAGGAAGACUCCAGCACCGAUGCUCCCAGCAACGUGGGCGUGGGAGAUGGCUCGUCCCCGUGCUCUGAGUGUGCAAAGCCCCUUGAGGAGGCAUCAGACCUCCUUGACCAGCAGAGAUGAAGCAGAGGAGAAAAAACCUCCCAAGUGCCUGGAAGAGGAGAAACAGCUUGGCUUGACUUGGCACCAAGAUCACGCAAGACCAGAAGAAACAAGAGCAGUGUGGGACAUCCUCCCAUGUGAGAUUUAACCUCUUUUUUUGUAUAUCAGAGAUUACUCAGGGGAAGAAAAGAGUUAAACUCUACAGCGUGGGUUCAUCAGUGAUGGAGAAAGGCUAAUUGCUCCUAAUUCCUCACAUUGUCGCGUAGAUCGUUUAAUAGUCUUCACUUUGCUCCUCCAGCAGCUUCGUCCAAACUGUUUGCUCCCUGGUAAGACCCCUUCUAUUACCCUAUCCCCUCUUUUUUCCAACAUCUUGCUGUUAUAUUUUUUUAAGGUUAGCUGAGCUCCUGUCCAAGUGUCCAUCACAGGUCCAGCCUCGAUGCAUUAAACCUCGACUUAAAAAAUGGGUUGGUUGUUCCUAGGGAGAUUUUUAUUUUCAUAUUAGAUAUUUGUGCAGAUGAUAAAAAGAUCUAAGGAAGUUUUAUAUUACUAGGGGAAUGUUAGCGGAAUUAGCAUUUUCUCUCCAGAAGGUGUAGAUGUUUUUAAUGGUGGAGAAAAUCAAAAGAUCUCCACUGUGGAUGCUGGGGAGUGGAGAGAGUGUCAGCUCCACCCAAUCCAAGGGAAAAACAGGAGAUUUCAGUGAAAGAAAAACAACAUGAAAGGAUCAGUGUCCCAAAAGGAAACCGUCGGAGGCGAUUUAUAUCCAAUGUUCAAUAAAUAACCCAUUUCUUUCCUUUGCUGGUGUGCUCUGGGUCAUCAUUGUUGCUUGCAGGAGGACAGUCGUCUGUGCUGGCGUCUUGGGUGGGAUAAAUGUGCCACCAUGAGAAACACCAGUGGGAGGUCCAUGCUGGGGCUGUUGGGUUUUACUGGGAGGACACGGCAGUCUGGGGAUGAAGAUGCUGGCAGCUCCACAUCUCAGGCACCCUCCAUGCCCGUGUGCCUGCUUCUCUUCUCAUUGCGCUGGGGUUAAACUGGUCCCAGUACUUCCUCAGUACUGGUGCUAUGGCUGCAGUGUGCAACUGAAGCUGCUCUGUGGCAUAGCCCAGAGGCUACGCUGAUGGUACCGGUCCAAAACUUUCAUGCCUGUGCCCAAAAUUAGG
This is a messenger RNA of Grus americana (Whooping crane), 2622 nucleotides long. Its product is annotated as zinc finger protein OZF-like. The transcript is spliced from 3 exons. The coding region runs from base 119 to 1486 and encodes 455 amino acids. NCBI's taxonomy places the organism in Eukaryota, Metazoa, Chordata, Aves, Gruiformes, Gruidae. The record is from RefSeq and is a predicted model, not a curated record. Gene Ontology annotation, biological process: regulation of transcription by RNA polymerase II. Gene Ontology annotation, molecular function: RNA polymerase II cis-regulatory region sequence-specific DNA binding; DNA-binding transcription factor activity, RNA polymerase II-specific.